GCCGGUGCUCAGCCUCCGCCCAGCCUUCACCCACCCCAGCUCCCUCCCCUCCCCGCGCGCCUCUGUUCACUCAGACUCCUCUUCCCUCUCCUCUCCCCUCCUCCUCCUCCCUCUUGCCUCUCUCCCCCACUUUUCUCUUGUCUCUUCUUUUGUAUUCUCUCCUCCCUCGCCGCCCCGGUUGCCUCUCGCCUCCUCCGGGCCGCAGGGGAGGAGGUGUGCGCGCUGCGCCCGGGGCCUGCGCGGCGCAGAGGGAGGCGUUUCUCCUACUUCUCCCGGGUAAUUUGGAGAGAUUCUCUGUGUGUGUGCGCGCGCGUGAGCUUGCGGCAAAAAGGGGUAGGAUCUAGCGCCGAGCAGAGAGGGUCAGGGUCUUUGACGUUCCUCGCAGACUGCACAAAUCUCCCGGAGCAAGAGUGAGCGUGGGUGAGAGUGCGUGCGCGCGCGCGCACGGGCUGGCUGCGUUUAGUACGCCUGGUGGCCCGGGGCCCCGGGGCCCGGGGUCCGGUCUGGCAGCCCGGGAUUACCGUGACGUCACAUUGAGCCUCUGGCCACCCAGGACUGGGACACCUCGGGAGCCUCACAGCCCGGCGCCGCGCCGCGCCUCACCUCGCCACCGAGCGCCCUUGGGAACCUGCGCCUUCUUCCCUCCCCUGCCCAUCCAUGGGCCCUUCUGUCUUCUGGACCCUACGGGCUGGAGGGGCGCCUUCCGGAGCGCAGGGCUCGGCAGCUGGGCUGCCCUCGGCUCUGCCUCCAGUCGCUCCAAGCGGGCGAAGGAACCGGCGCUGGGCACUCGCAGCGGUGUAAGGAAACCAGACGCCACAAGGCUAGGGGCACCGAACCGUGGGGCUGAGAGGGGAACUCCUAAGGGAAGAGGGAGACAGGACAGGGACAGCCACUAUGUCCUUCCCGCACUUCGGACACCCAUACGGCGGCGCUUCCCAGUUCCUGGUAUCUGCAAGUUCCAGCUCCACUUGCUGCGAAGCUGCUCCACGUUCAGUCUCAGAGGUGGCCUCCAGCUCCACCCCAGCCCCGGCUCUUUGCUGCACACCUUAUGACAGCCGGCUGCUGGGCAGCACCCGGCCUGAGCUGGGUGCUGCCUUGGGCAUCUACGGGGCCCCGUAUGCUGCUGCCCAGAGCUACCCUGGCUACCUGCCCUAUGGACCGGAGCCACCCCCACUGUAUGGGGCACUGAAUCCACAGUAUGAAUUUAAGGAGGCUGCGGGGAAUUUUACGCCCAGCUUGGCCCAACCAGGAGCCUAUUAUCCCUACGAGCCGACUCUGGGGCAGUACCAGUAUGACCGGUUCGGUGGGGUAGAGCUGGGCGGUGCUGGACGCAGAAAGAACGCCACCCGGGAGACCACCAGCACGCUCAAGGCCUGGCUCAACGAGCACCGCAAGAACCCCUACCCCACCAAGGGCGAGAAGAUCAUGCUGGCCAUCAUCACCAAGAUGACCCUCACCCAGGUGUCCACCUGGUUCGCCAACGCGCGCCGGCGCCUCAAGAAGGAGAACAAGAUGACUUGGGCGCCCAAGAACAAAGGCGGGGAGGAAAGGAAGGCAGAGGCCAGAGCAGAGGAGUCACUGGGCUGCCUAAACAGUGACCCCAAAGACGUUACUGCUAGCCAGGAGGCGCAGGGUCUCCCUCUGAGUGACCUGGAAGACCUGGAGGAAGAGGAGGAGGAGGAGGAAGCCGAAGAGGAGGAGGCCGUGGUUACUGCGGUGGACAGGCUGGCGGGCUUCCAGAAAGGCGCGCAGUCGCUGACCGCGACCUGCGCAGCAGCUCGGCAGGGCCGGGUAGAGAGCAGGGAGUGCGGCCUGGCGGCGCCCCGCUUCUCCUUCAGUGAGCCCCGCGGGUCGGGAGAAGCUGACUUCAUUGCGGCGGAGCCCGGGGGCCCCACGAUGAUCAUGCACUACCCAUGCGCAGAGAAACCGCGCAUCUGGUCUUUGGCGCACACCGCCGCAGCCAGCGCGGUGGAAGGUGCAUCCUCAACGCGGCCCAGGCCACAGAGUCCUGAGUGCCAUAUGAUUCCCGGACAGUCUCUAGGCUCCGCCCGGCGACCCACUUGCGAAGAAUCUUCCCUCAUAGCCAAAGCCUUUGGAAACUCCACGUUUACCCUUCAGGGGCUGCCGCUGAACUGUGCGCCCUGCCCGAGGCGGAAGGAGCCUUCAGUGCAGUGCCAGUACCCUUCCGGAGCAGAAGCAGGUUAGCGCAAUGGCUGCGAUUUGCAGAAGAAUCUUGGACAUGGGCCCACUUUUUGAACUCACCUCUGCUCUAAGAAACUGCCAGAUCUUGACAGGGACCAGGAGCUCCCACUUUGCCUAAGAGACAAACACACAGAAACCUUCCUGUAGCAGCCGACCUUGCACGCAGAGCUGGUGGCAGGACAGAUCUACACCUACCCAGAUCCGGCGGAGGAGGAGGUGUCUGGGCACCUUGAGGAAGGCGGGGGAAGCCAGGGAGUCUGCC
Messenger RNA from Marmota flaviventris (yellow-bellied marmot), 2464 nucleotides. The record is from RefSeq and is a predicted model, not a curated record. NCBI's taxonomy places the organism in Eukaryota, Metazoa, Chordata, Mammalia, Rodentia, Sciuridae.